UCACCAACAUAUAAAUCAAGACACUUCAGAAGCUGCAGAUACUCAUAAAACUGCAUUUUUUUCUAGACAUUUCCCAAUGGCUGAGAACUACACAACAAAAAGCAAUGGCCAAAAAAGUGUUCAAGCUGCACAAGUGGCUGUGGUUAUGGUGCCCCUUUCAGCACAAGGCCAUCUCAACCAGCUUCUCCACCUCUCGAGGCUGAUCACCUCGUGUAAUAUCCCAGUACACUAUGUUGGAGCAACCACUCAUAUUCGCCAGGCUAAGUUUCGCGUCCAUGGUUUUGACCCUGUCACAGUUAAAAACCUCCAUUUUCAUGAAUUCCCUACACCACCUUUUGAAAAUCCCCCUCCAAAUCCUAAUGCUUCUAAUAAAUUUCCUAACCACUUAAUCCCUUCAUUUUAUGCAACAAUCCAUCUCCGUGAGCCAGUGUGCUCUCUUGUACGCCAACUCUUAGGCGCGAACAAUCGGAGAGUGAUUGUUAUUUAUGAUUCUAUGAUGACUUGGGUAGUAGAGGAUGUACCGGCAAUUCCAAAUGCUGAGUGCUACCGUUUUAAUAGUGUCUCAGCUUUCCAUACGUUUUCAAUGAUCUGGGACACUAAAGGAAAGCCUUCUCAACCUGGAACUGAAAUAUUCGAGGACAUUCCAUCAGUCGAAAACGUUGCUUCUCCAGAGUUAUGGGAAUUGUGGAGUAAACAAGUAUCCCUUGAAGGGAAAAUUAGCUCUGGAGAACUUUACAACUCAUCCAGAGUAAUAGAAGGUUUAUACCUUGAUUUAGCAGCCAAAGAAAUUAAUGGCUUAAACCUAUGGGCUAUUGGUCCAUUCAAUCCGUUGUUGCUGACUGAGCAUAACAAAGACUCAAAUAAACGUCACCAAACCUUGGAUUGGCUUGACAAACAAGAACCAGACUCUGUGAUAUAUGUGUCUUUUGGAACAUCUACUUCAUUAUUGACUGAAGAAAUUGAACAACUCGCCAUUGGGUUAGAGAAAAGUCUGCAAAAGUUCAUUUGGGUUAUCAGAGAUGCUGACAAAGGAGAUGUUUUUGCAGGUGAAGAAAGGAGAGCUCAGGUGCCUAAAGGUUAUGAAGAAAGAAUAAAAGGAAGAGGAAUUAUUGUAAGAGAUUGGGCACCUCAGUUGGAAAUUUUGGCACAUCCUUCCACAGGUGGUUUUAUGAGUCAUUGUGGAUGGAAUUCAUGCAUGGAAAGUAUUUCCAUGGGAGUUCCUAUAGCAGCCUGGCCAAUGCAUUCAGAUCAACCAAGGAACUCCCAGCUGGUAACUAAGUUCCUAAAAAUUGGCCUAAUUGUGAGGCAUUGGGCACGUCGAGAUGAAUUGGUUACAUCAGAAAUAGUUGAAAAUGCUGUAAGAACUUUGAUGGCUUCAUCUGAUGGAGAUGAGAUGAGGAAGAGAGCAUCAGAGUUAAGUGUUGCUAUCAAAAAAACAGUCACGGAUGGGGGAGGUAACGGUGUGGAGAUGGAUUCUUUUAUCGCUCACAUUACUCGAUAAUUUUCUCUUUUAAAUUGGACAAUUGGUUGCACCAGUUGUUGUUGGUUUUAUUGUGAGAAAACAACGGAACUGAUUGUGACUACUUAAAGUAAUAUAUUUUGCAGCAUAAUGUCAAAUAAGAGAUGUUAAACUUUCUCGA
Lycium barbarum (goji berry) is the source of this 1640-nucleotide messenger RNA. RefSeq names its product zeatin O-glucosyltransferase-like. The record is from RefSeq and is a predicted model, not a curated record. The coding region runs from base 77 to 1501 and encodes 474 amino acids. Gene Ontology annotation, molecular function: UDP-glycosyltransferase activity. Lineage: Eukaryota; Viridiplantae; Streptophyta; Magnoliopsida; Solanales; Solanaceae. The transcript has a single exon.